Messenger RNA from Aricia agestis (brown argus), 608 nucleotides. RefSeq lists its product as uncharacterized. The record is from RefSeq and is a predicted model, not a curated record. Lineage: Eukaryota; Metazoa; Arthropoda; Insecta; Lepidoptera; Lycaenidae. The coding region runs from base 47 to 508 and encodes 153 amino acids. The transcript has 4 exons.
UGGGUCGUCAGUGCGAAAAGUUUUUUGCGACCAUUUAGUAGCCGCAAUGGAGUCGAAAAUUUGCUUGUUCCUGUGUAUUAUCGUGAUGGCGAGUAAUAUAAAGGCCUUCGUGAUAAACGAGCAAGACAAACAAAAGAUCAGCACUGAUCUGCUGGAUGCGUUCCAGCAUGCCCUGGACGAGAUGAGGAAGUGCCUUGACCAGAUGAUGGCAAAGACAGUUGAUCAGGUCAACACGCAGGCUCUGGAACCGGUGUUCACGGCAGUUGGUGAUAACCUGGAUAGGAUCACUAAAGCGAUCCAUGCGUUCGUAAAACGAGACGCUCCCGCCGCAGGGGAUUCAACCCAGGAUGCUUUUAAGAAGAUCCAGGACUCGCUCGGCGAGUUUGGCAAGGACUUAAGUGAGAAGGCCGGCGAAAUACUGAACCCGGAAAACAUUAAAAAGAACUUUAAUGAACUCGUUGACAGCAUUAACAAAGGGAUCGAGGGCAUGAAAACACCAAAUCAGUAAUUCGUGUCGAGAAGAUUAAGAAGAAUAUACUUCUAUCGUCCUACACACUAUAAAAAUUCUGAAUACUUUUUGCAAACUGUAAUAAAAGGUUUAUUCAGUU